Microthlaspi erraticum is the source of this 759-nucleotide messenger RNA. The record is from the annotation of a GenBank genome assembly. Lineage: Eukaryota; Viridiplantae; Streptophyta; Magnoliopsida; Brassicales; Brassicaceae.
AUGCAGAGGGACGUGUCGAGCUGCAACACAUACAACUAUGGAGACGCACUCUACUGGGACGCGCGUUACGUGCAAGACGCGCUCUCUUUCGACUGGUACCAACGCUACUCUUCUCUCCGCCCUUUCGUCCGCAGCUUCGUCCCUACUUGCUCACGAGUCCUCAUGGUUGGCUGUGGCAAUUCCCUAAUGUCAGAGGAUAUGGUCAAGGACGGUUACGAGGACAUAAUGAAUGUUGAUAUCUCUUCGGUGGCUAUUGAGAUGAUGCAAACCAAAUAUGCGUCUGUUCCUCAGCUCAAAUACAUGCAAAUGGAUGUUAGAGAUAUGAGCUACUUUGCUGACGACUCCUUUGACACGGUCAUUGAUAAAGGAACUCUUGAUUCAUUAAUGUGUGGCUGUGAUGCUCCUCUAAGUGCUACGAGAAUGUUGGGUGAAGUUAGCAGGCUGAUUAAACCUGGAGGGACCUAUUUCUUGAUAACCUACGGUGAUCCGAAAGUGAGAAUGCCUUAUUUGACUCGUUCUGCAUACAACUGGAAGAUCUCUUUAUACAUCAUACCAAGACCAGGGUUUAAAAGGCCAGGAGGAAGUUGCAGCUCGUCAGAGAAAUCGUGUCUGGAAGCUAUACCUGUGACAAGUGAAGGAAUGUUGCCACACGAUUAUGUUCUGGAGGAUCCUGAUUCCCAUUUUAUUUACAUAUGCAAUAAGAUGGACGAAGAUGUAGCUCAACUACCCUCAUACCCAUUGAUGGAGGAUGUUUUGUAG